AUGUGCGCCCAGGUACAGGAAUACACAGCGCGUGCAUUUGUAUACAAGCCGCGCGGGCUCUACGUGCUGACAAAAAAAGAGAGUCUUUUUCCUCGAGGUCUUGGCGGGGUAGAUGCGUCGGUCGAGCUGUUCGUGACCCGUCGGUGUUAGGCCCUAUUCUGAAGGAGAUGGUAGGAGCCGGAAGGGAACGCGAGGGUCAUCUAGUCCGACCCCUUGCAAUGCACGACUCGUUUGCCCAACGCGGGGCUCGAACCCACGACCUCGCUGAGAUCAAGAGUCUCCUGCCUGGCCCCUUGGCGCUGCCCUCGGUCGUUCUCGUGGCCCCUGAUGCCACGCUGGCUUGGCAGGCUGCUUGCCUUCAACAAACACAAACACAACAACACCCCCUGGGAAAAGAAAAAGACCAUUCACUUCUUGUAGCAUUUUAUUGUGGAUUUUGCUUCUGGUGGCCGUGGUUGUAGUUGGACCCGUGCGCGAUUCCUCAUAAAUGGGAUGCUGGAAGGAAGUGGAUGUAUGAGUGGGGUAACCAGCUCCUAACAUGCGCUUCAGCUAUUUCUCUCUCUCUUUUUUGAGGAGGGGGAUGUAAUCCACACGCAGCCUGGAUGAACAAAGGUGGCUCCCCUCUCCCCUCCAUCCCUUCCCUGCACAUGCUUACAUGCGAAUUUGAAGCGCUUAAAGCCUAAAAGCAGAAUGGUGUUUGUCCUUAGUGUGGUCUUGCAUAUGUAUGCUGAGAGACCCUGGGAGAAGGAGGGACAGAGAUCAUUUUUUGAGCAUGAGUGCUUUAGCCUUCUGGACAAAUAUUGGGGAUUGCAGGUGAGCUGCUUUCCACUAAGGAGAUUAGCCACUAGAAAUGUAUUAUAAAUAAGGUAAGCUUUUGCCCUAUGGUAUUAUUGCAGUUUUGAUUCUCCAUACAAAUAACCCAUUUAAGGACACUUCAUAGAUCAGAUUAGAUUAUGCCUAAUGUUCUGGGAUUUGUAAAAUAGAACAAAUCUAUAUUGCUCUGAAGUUCUCUGGGAGGACUUCCUUUUGUUUAUUCUUUGCUCCUCUUCCUGUAUCUCAUGUGAUAAAGUGAGAGAUACAUCACUAUAUUCAGAUUGAGAAAUGUGUGGUUUGUGUGGUACUAAAUUUCCAUAUUUAACUGUCCAGACUGCUCUGGCUCAAGAAUACAAAUUGCUUUUUAACUUGUAUUUUUAAAGAGACAAAUGCCUUUAAAGUUCAAAGUAACUCUCUUGUAACUUUCACUGAGGCCUUCUACAUAGUGAGGAGAGCUUACAGAAACAACUUCUGCAAGCAAGGCUUAGUCAAAAUCUUUGGCUCACAGCUACACACCUCAUGAACUUGGUAUUUUCAUGUUCUAACUCCAUUUUGAAGAUAAUACCCUAAGUAGGAAUGGACCUGUCAUGGCUGUAGCUACUUGUACGAGGGGCAAGUUUUAUAUUUGUGUGUGGCCAAAAAGGUCUAGGUAGUUCCUUCAAAAAGAUUUCAACUCCGAAGUUCACUUGAUCUUAAGAAAGAACUGCAUGCAUAUUUGGUGUGUGUGGAUAUUCUUUAGUACAAAUUUACUUGACCACAAUAUGUAUAGUUGGUGAUAAGAGCUGUUCAUCCCAGAUGCACUUUGUUGAACUCAAAAUAUAGUGUGAUGGUACAUAAUUUUCUUCAGUAUUUUCCACCUUCUGAAACCAAAGACCUAUCUUCAAGUAUGGCUUGCAAUAUGUGAAUCACAUCUCAUGUUUGAAGCAUCAAUGUUCCUGCUUUUUAAUACCAUUUAGUGUGGAUGCCAUCACUUCCUCUUUGACCUGCCUCCUCACCACAUAUCGUUCAGGCACAGUUAUCAAGGCAUUUUAAAGUUUAUAAGUUGGUUCUUUAGUAUAUUUUGCUUGUUUUUAGCUGUUUUUCCCAGGUUGUUUGUUGCAUUAUAUGUUCUUUUCUUCGCUUUUAAAAAAAAAUAAAAAUUGGAAGCCUGGCCAUAAUGAACCACAAAACAAUACUCAUUUAUCUGUUACCUAAAUUUGCUCACAUAAGUAAACCUUCCACAAUCCAUAUGGUGGAUUAUGUGUAAUGCUUGCAUAAAUGUUUGCAGGAUGAUGUCUUUCAAGUUGAGUGUAAAAUUUGUUUACAAUUUCUGUAUAGCUUGCUUGCAGAAAGAAGUAAACAUAGAUAUAGGAAGAAGGCUAAGGCCAGUCUGACCAACAGCAUUAUAUUUUCAGCAUUGUUAUUUUAUGUCAUAUCUUUUGUGUACAGUCGCAGAGUCAGUGUAGAAGAAUGGGCUGGUUUUUAAUAAAGUAUAUUGUGCACCUGCAACAGCAUAACUAGAUCAGUGGUCUUUGGUCCCCAGAAGUUAUCUCUGACCAUUGCCUAAGCCCUAAAAUGGCUGGGGAUGGUGGGAGUUGAAAUCCAACAAUGUUUGGGAACCCAGAGUUGAAGAAUACUGACCCAGAUAACAAGGAUCUUGCUACUAGAGAUCUGUUUAAUAUGAAAUUUAUAGCUUUUCAGAGUUGAGAAUUUCUAUUGCUGUGCAAUGAGUUCUAGAAAUGUUUAUAAAAACAGCAGCAAUUUUAACCUAGGGCAUUAUGCUACAUUUGUCUUCAAUGGGAAGAUGUUAGUAAAUUAUGAUUAAUUGCUGUGAAUAUGUUUUGCAUUUAAACUUCACUUGUAUACAGUUGUAUACGAUUUAGAUGAUUCCUUGAUAAAACUCACUACUGUGUUUAUCUUAUCCAGAUUUUUCAAAAUAAUUAUUUAAAAAUAUGAGCCACUGUCUAUCUUUUGAGAUACCUUCAAGUCCUUGAUGUCCUUUCCCACAGCCUGCUUUUAGAGCUUAAUUGGAAAGAAAAAUGCUGGUGAUCUUAAUGUUCAAACGCUUUCUCAAAUGUAUAGCACACACUAUGCAAUGGGACUGAAGGAUUGACAUGAAACUGUGUUUUAUUUAACUCAACAGAUGCAGUUUAUGUUGCUUUUUAGUCGUCAAGGGAAGCUGAGACUUCAGAAAUGGUAUGUCCCAUUAUCUGACAAAGAAAAGAAGAAAAUCACAAGAGAACUUGUUCAAACAGUCUUGGCCCGUAAACCGAAAAUGUGCAGUUUUCUGGAGUGGAGGGACCUGAAGAUUGUCUACAAAAGGUGGUUUUCCAUCCUUACACUUAUAAGUUCUAUCCAACAAAAGAUAUAUUGAAUAGUAGAAAUAAGGAUUUCUUCUCUUAUGUGUGAAAAACAUAUUCAACUUUCCUCAAAUAUAAUUCAAUAGCAUUGUAGGAAUUAUUCGUGUCUGCAGUACUUUUUCUGUGUUGUAAAAAUGAGAUAAUUUUACACUUAAUAAAAAGUUAUGCACUCAGAUUUUUCAUUAAAUGAGGCAUACAUAUUUGAAAACUGUGUUUUAAAGGCUAUUUAAUGUACUUGAAUGUUAAAUGUUACAUCAUUUUAUUUUAUAUAAGCUAGGACUUGAUUUUGCUCAAAUAUAGAAAGGUUGCACAAUUACACUUGUCUUAUUCUUCUCGCCUGUUCAACUGUAAAUUUAAGAGCUAUGGAAUGUUGUACUGUCUGCUUAAUGCUGUGAAGGAAAAUUGUUCUUGCUACCACAGUGAAAUUAUUUCAAUCUUUGUUUCAAUAGGUAAACAGAUCAAGUACUACCUGUGCUUCAGUGCAUUCAUAAAUCUCUCACAGUUGGAAAUGCCCUGCCCUGCAAAACUACUACCACUUUAUUUAUUUAUUUAUUUAUUUAUUUAUUUGUCAAUUUUCUACAGUUGAGAAAAUGCAAUAAAAAAUUAAACACACUGUUAAACUGAUAAUACAAAUGAGGACUUACUGAUCGCACCCCACUGAAACAAGCCACAAUGCCACACUUCAAAUUAAGGGACAAAGAGAAAAGUCUUUGCCUGGCAGAUAAAAACAGAUAAAGGUUGUUCCAGGCAUGCCUCCCUGGAGAGAGCAUUCAACAAGCCAUCAUUGAAAAGGCUUGAUCUUGUGUUGUCACUCUCCAAACCUCCCAUGAAAGAGGCCCACAUAAAAGUACCUAGGAUGAUGAUUGUGUUCUAGAGUAGGGUGGGGAACCUUAGGGGCCCCUCUCUUAGCAAAGUCACUUAAAUAAUGCCGAUGUAGCCAGAAAUAAAAGAAAUCCUGAUAACACUGUGCUGAGGAAAAUGAACAAAAGCAAUGUAUAAAUAGGCACAUGCUGCUUCAGCAAACACCAUUUUACCUUUACUGGUUGCUAAGCAACUCCUCUACCCUUACUGGCUGGUUGACUUAUGGAUAACAAAGGUUACCCUUAAAUUACAAACUGAAUGAUCCCUGCUGUAGCACUUCCAACACCCUCCAGGCCUCUAUCUCCAUUCAGGCCACACCCUUCACUCUGCAUCCGCCUAAAGUGAUUUGCCUGGCUGAAAUGUGUUCUUGAAAUGUGUUAGUGCACCUUCCUUGCCUGGGUGGAGGAUAAAAGGUGUGUGUGUAUUUAGAAACCUCUGGCUUUUAUUUGGCAGAAUAUAGCUUACUGUACAAAAUUAAGUAUCUCAUUCUACACCCCACUCACUACUGGUAUGUGGCCCUUGAGAUGGAAAAGAUUGCUGGGGGUAGCGCUUCCACAGCCAUCUUGAAAGUUUGUUUUCAUAAAAACGAUAACUGCUAUUCUAAUCUUUCCUAUAGCUAUUGAUUGAAUAACUGUUGAUAACACACUCAAAUAUGAAACUUGUCCACAAACUGGCAACUACAAUGAGGUACUUGGAAAAAGCCAUAAUACAGCUAUUUUCAAGCCAGUUUGUAAAGUUUGUGAAUUCAGGUUAAUUUUGAAAGUUAAUGCAUUACUCUGAGGAAGUUGGCACUGUUAAUUUCUGUGAAAUAUGUAAUGGGUAUGUAUAAUUCUUAAAACAAUAAUCUGGCAGUGUUUCAUAAUUAGAGUAACCUGUUUCUUUCAGAUAUGCAAGUCUCUACUUUUGCUGUGCCAUUGAAGAUCAGGAUAAUGAGCUAAUAACCCUGGAAAUAAUUCAUCGUUAUGUGGAAUUGCUUGAUAAAUACUUUGGAAGUGUAAGUUAUUAAUUAGUUUUUCUACUCUCUGUAGGUGACAUCCAAUGAUGUCUGCCUGCUUGGGCAGUGGAAAUCCACUUGUGUAAUGGGACUUGGGUUUCUCUUCUCACCAUUUUCUCCCUGCUGCCACACAUUCCCAAAAUCUGCUCCAGAAUUUCUUCCCAACCUCCAGAACAAAUUUGGGGGAUACAUGGGGGGAGAAGAGAAAGCAGAAGCCUCACUGACUAAGUAGAUACUCACUCAAGCUCCAUUGGGUCUCAUCCUAUAUUAUAAAUUUCUGUAAUGAAGUUUUUUAUUUAUGUAAUACACAAAUUAAGAUGACUUAUUUUUCCUGAAGAAAAUACAAAAAUGUUUUAAUACACAUAAGAAAUAACACCCAGUGCUGUCUGUACAUGAGUGGAACAGAUUUCUGAAGAGGGCCUUCUCUUCCUCUCCUCUCCCUGCAGCCCUCAAAAUUUACUCAUGAGGUUUGCCAGAUCUAGAUUAACAAUAGAUUUGCCCUGGGAGCGGGGCGGGCAUGUUGCAGGGAGAAGGAAAAGAAGAGGAAGCUUCACUGUGGAAGUUUGCUUAUGUGACAUUAGUUUUCACCCUCACAGUGCUUUUGGGGAAUUUUAAUAGUAUUCUGCACUCUGAAAAGUGCUGUAAAAGAAUAAUAAAUUUGGUGUUUUGAUUUUAUAUUACAGCAUGUAUGCAUUAUUACUGUGAAUGAGAAUAAAAAAGUUAUCUAUUGCAUUACAUUAUAUAGGUCUGUUUCCUUACUGGGAACUGUUAAUGAAGUCUGAAAGUUAAGAAUUUGUCAGAUAUUGCAUGUCAAAUACCAAUACUGUAUGUAACAACCAAGAAACUAGUAUUUCUUCCGUCAGCAACUUCACUGAAUCUUCUUUGAAGAUAUUCAGUAGUGUGCUGCUGCUGUUACAAAUACUAUUACAUAAUUCAGAGAACUAUGUGGUAUAUAUGUGAGGCCUGGUUGAUGAGCUCAAAUGAUACACUUAUUUAAAUGCCUAUUCCUUAUAUUUUAAUGUUACUAUUUAAAUCAAUAAUAAUAUUUUCUCAAAAGUUUGUUCCUUACCAAAUCCGUGACAUGGCCUUUAGUGAUCACACAGAAGAUCAUGACAAUGUGUGUUUCUUUAAAAACUACAGGAUCUUAACUUGGCAGUUUAAAGAAGGGAUUAAAUCUCAACAUGUUUUUUCCUAUGUUUUCUAGGUAUGUGAACUUGAUAUCAUCUUCAAUUUUGAGAAGGCUUAUUUUAUUUUGGAUGAAUUUCUUUUGGGAGGGGAAGUACAGGAGACCUCAAAGAAAAAUGUUCUUAAAGCCAUUGAACAAGCAGAUCUAUUACAAGAGGUAAGAAAAUUGUUUUUUUGCCAAAGCUCCACCAGCAUGCUUUACUCUUUUCUAGGAAAAGCAUCUUAUUUCUCCAGAAGUUGUUGAAAAAGCUUUUCAGCAUGUCUAGCAUGUAGCUUCUCCUUAAUAUUCUUCUGUACAAUAUUGCUUUACCCACUUCUUAUUCUGUUAGCUAGCAUCACUAUAUUCAGUAUAUAACCUAUAAAGAACAGUAAUACUGCUUUAUUUUUUUAAGGUUUCCUUUCAUAAUGUGUUUGGUGUUGUAUGUGUUGCUAGACAUGCAGCUACUGUCUCCAUGUGUGUGUCUUCUUGUCUAGGCAUUUCUGUUGUUUUUAUUCAAUUUAUAUCCGUUUCUUUUUAUUCAAUUAACUGAAUGAUUAUAACUAAUUUUUGUCAUACCUGAUGCAUGUAUGCCUCUUUCAUUGCUGAAAUCCAGAAGCUAGACUCUCUUCUUUGAAACGCUAAGGUAUAGUUAACAUUAAGUGUUUUAAAAACAAGUAACAGUGCCAUAGCUAACUUAAGUAGAUGUACACUGUGCAUUUAGAAAAUAGUUAUAACACUAGUCUUAGAACCGUAGCAAAUAAAGUAGACUUUUGGGUUGAAACUUUGCACCUCAGCUGCUAACAAAAUGCAUUUCCUGUAUUACAUCCUGUUUUUACUUCCUGAGAGAAGCCCGAAGAGACUAAUAGAAAACAACUCAAUUAACACAACAUCAGAAUAAUCAAUAUAACACAGCAUAGCAUAUAUCAAAAUAUGUAAUAUGUUAAAGCCAUAAAUCUUUGAAAUACGUAAGAAUUAACUCAGUAGUAAGGGUCCUGCUUCUGGCCUUGUUGUUCCCACCCCAUUUCCCUUUACCUAGCCUCAUUGGUAUACAGAUAGCAGCUGCAUAAAUAUUAGUGAACUCUGUUGCCUUUAGUGCACUGAUUUAGAAUUAGAGUUUCAACACAGUAGUUGGAACAACUCAUUUUUUGUUAGGCUACAUAAAAUUCCUAAAUCUUGAGGUGAUAACAUAGAACUGGCACUACAGAUGUUUUGAAUGUUGGUUCAGAGCCAUGUUAUAAAUACAGCAAGUCUGUUUCUACAUAAAGGAACAUGGAUUUAGCCUGUGUGCUUGUACAGUUAUGCAGAUGUGAACUUUUGUGGCUUUGUAUUGCAAACAUGGGUGGUGUUUUGAGAUGUGUAUUUGCUUUGCUUUGAUAUGUGUUUUGUUGAAGUCCCAUCUUUCAGUCCUCCUGUAUCCACUCAUUAGUGAGACUUUUAAAAUAAUAAACCAUAAAUUUAUGCUGGUAAUUAAGUGGCCAUCCCAUCCAAAUAUAUAUUAACUUCUUGGGUUUUGCCACUUCAGAAUAUAUACACUGGGACUACUUGUUUAAAAGCAUUCUUCAUUAAAAAUUCACUGCCUUUAAAAUGCUGGUAUACUGAGGAGAAGGCUCAACUGAGUAGAAGUUUUCAUACGGAUGUUGACAGUGUAGUGAUUCUGAAUUCCCACAAAUACUCUGGCUUGUUCAUAUUAUAUAAGAAGCUUUAGAAAAAGUUGCAGAAGGAGCAGGUGGCAAAUAGAAUACUGUGAUUAAUACAACAGCCAUCAAGACUGUUGUGAUUGCAUACAGUGUCUUUCAGUAUAUAUUUUUCCAUUUUCUUAAAAUGUGAGAUUCUUUAUUCCUUACAUGAGGUGUAACCUGCUCAUGCUUGUUUAAAGUGCAUGUGUGCAGUGCAUGUCUGCAAAGUUGGCCAUAGGGGCAACAGUCUGCAUUACUGAAGUGCCUAUGAGCCGAGGUGUUGGAUGCAGCAAGUCAAGCUUGUGCAAAUAGGGAUAGUAGGACAGAUGGCAGAGGAAGGCAGAAAAAGGCAAUGAGUAGAUGGGUGGGCUUUGGUCACUAAACCUCCAAACUUAAUCCUUACCUGGGGGUAAGCCCUGCUGAAUUAUGUAGGAUUUACUCCUGCAUAUACAUGGUUAGGCUUGCAACCUCAAACACAGCUGAGAAUGAUUUUUCUCUUUUAACCUAUCCACAGGAAGAAAAUGUGAUAUUGGAAAUUAGGGAGGAAGGAAUAUGAAUUAAAGGGGUGGAGGAAGAAAUUUUUUUUACAGCUGCAACACUAUGCACACUUUUGGGAGCAAGUCUUGCAUAGUGUUGUUUGUGAGUAAACACACAAAGGACAAGGCUGCAGAGAGAUCUGUUUGCUAUAGUUGUAUGAUCUUACUUCAUGGUUACUGUUGGUUUAGUUUGCUUUGAUCUUAAUAGUGCACAGUGCCUUGUAGGCUGAUAGGAAAUUAACAGGUUUGUUUCAUAAAUAUGAUUUUACAGAGGUUGGAGUGGAAGGAAGUUGAAGGGAGGAGGAUUUCCCUCCCCUAACAGAUUUUUAAGUAUUAUAAAACAGAGGAAAUGAGAACAGAAAGAUUAGACAGGUGACAGCCGCUCGUACACACAUAGCUAUACAUACUGCAUGGGGUUCUGGGGAGAGAGUUGAGGGCUGCUGCCAGGAAGAAAGGCAAGCAGAAAAGUGGACCCCAUAAGAAGAAGAAGAGUUUGGAUUUGAUAUCCUGCUUUAUCACUACCCGAAGGACACUCAAAGCGGCUAACAUUCUCCUUUCCCUUCCUCUCCCACAACAAACACUCUGUGAGGUGAGUGGGGCUGAGAGACUUCAGAGAAGUGUGACUAGCCCAAGGUCACCCAGCAGCUGCAUGUGGAGGAGCGGGGAAUCGAACCUGGUUCACCAGAUUAUGAGUCCACCACUCUUAACCACUACACCACACUGGCUCACUGAAGGGUCUGGCAGGGCAGCUCUCAAAGCGCUCUGGGGCUACAAGUCAGACAUAGCAAUGCCUCUGUGGCCAGGGUAAAAGAGAAAGAAAAAGGGCGUCAGGGGUUUGUGUACCUCUUCUUCCUCCUCUUGGUAAUGUAUUUUUGUUGAGUCUAUCCACUCUGUGAACUACUGCAUGCCAUGGUCCCCUCUAAGGAUUCUUCAAAGUGCUGGCUAUAUGUUAAAGAAAAAGUAAUGAUACAAAGACAAACCAUGUGGCAAAUGUCAUGUCUAGUUUGGCUCUAUUAUCUGGCUGGCAUUACAGUCCAGAAUUUAUCUGGCUCCAUAGUACUAGUACAAAAUAUUGGCAUACUCUGUUCACAUAAUUUUAUGGUGGAUUCGUUUAUUAACAGAAUUUUGGCUGUCCUUGCUAUGCAAGCCAAAAAUAGUGGUUGCCAGGACUUUUCUUAGCCAUGUGCUCCAGUGACUCGCUAUGCUUCCCCUGCAGGACAGGAUUGUGGGUAAUUCACUGGUUUGACUACUCCAAGUCAAGUUGCUAUUGGGCUUGAAGCAACCAAGAAGGUUUUCCCAGCAGGAAAGUAUGGUGAGAAGCUUGGUGAACUAUGGCCCCCAGGGUAUCUGUCAUAGUGGUAAAACACCCCCCCCCCCCAGCUUUGAGAAAGGACGGGAUCAUUACACAGCUGCUAGAGUAAUUUGCAGCUAGCUCUAUAGCUCCCAAGUUUGGGAGCAAGAUUGGCCAUUUGUUUUGCUUGCCAGAGUGCAGUGGCACACUAGCUGUUGUGAACAAAAUUUUGCACGUCUGUUUUACAGAGUAAUUCUAACCUACCUUUCGAUUAAAAGUGUCUGAGGUGGCUAAUGAACCAUAGUAAAAACAAUAUAAAAUGCAGUUCCUUUUGGAAUCUCUUCAAGAAAAAAAGUCCAAUAUUAAAUUGCAGAACAAAAUCAUUGAUUUCUCUUCCAUACAAAUCCCCUUUAAAAUCAUAGUUUUGCCAGAACAAAUCUUGUUUAAGAAAUUGCAAGGGAGGUACAGCUGCCCAGCGGAAGUUGUUGAAUGUGUGACAUCUAAAUGUUAAAAGGAAAUAAAAUAAUAUUUUCCCCUUAUCAGUUUUACUCUUUCCCAUCAUCAUUUAAUUCACAUAGACUUUCAGGGUUUGUAUAAUUGAUAGUUUAUCUUUUCAAUAGUGUGUUAGUUAUGUACUUUAUCUUUUCAGAAUUUGUUACUGCAGUGCCUGUGUUAGACUUUGUGUUUACAUAAAGUUACAAAAACUAAACAUUUUAAAAUUUUGUGGAAUUUUGUGUUUCCUUUACAUUGGUUAGUGUCUUUUUGGAAGUUAACCUAUUUGUAAUGGGUGAUGUGUGUGUCAUUCCGUUCCUUCGCUUUGGUUGGAAUCAGUGCUGCCUUAUAUGUAUGUAACAAUCUGUUUGAUAAAACAAAUGUAAACAUAAUAAGUAGCUUUUCACUUGGGACUCUCUGUACAAAAGCUAGACAAGGAAGAGUCAUUGUAGCUAAUACCAUAAUACUUCCUUCAUACCCUAACACUUGAAGGAUUUUUAAAAAUCAGUUUGACAAGCUGAAGCACAAGGACAAAAGAAGGACAAUCAGUCCAUCCAGGACAGAUUGCAAAUGCUCUUAUUCAAUUGUGUAUGUUAGAAUUACUUCAUUAUCAAGCACAUGGGGAGGGUUACAUUAGUAGUACAUUUCCAUUAUUUUUGGAAAUUAAGUACUCUGUUCACUAGAACUGUGAUUUGUUAAAUUAGUGCACCAUUGCUUCAAAGUUCUUCAUUUCAUGUUCUGUGAGUGGACAGUGAGCAUGUUCACUUGCAGAUAACAAAAAAGAUCUCACAAGAAUGCAUCUACUACUUAAGCUUAAGUUCUGGUGAAAGAAAUACUUAAGUCAUUGCAGAACUGAGCUCCUUGCAACCCAUUUAAAUCACCUUGGAUGUGGCACAAGAAGAAAAUAUUUUAAGACCAAGAGAUGCCUAAUCCAGAACAAAGUGGGAACUUGAGAACAAAGAUAAUCAGAGCUGAAAAGCCAUGGGAGGCAGUGUGAUAUGGAGUGGGGGGAAAUGGGAAGAAAUGCUUCAUUCUUCAAUUGCAAGAUGCUUUCCCUCAACCACACUUCAUAUGCUUGUCUCCCCAAGAUUUGCAGACACAUUUAUUAUGGCGAAAAGCAGUGAGCAAUAGAUGUGUUAAGCCCCACAUUCCCUGUUAUGGCCCAGGUACUGGUAGUGACUCAGAUCUGUGCCAGCUGCCAAACAUUGGUUCAGCUCCUAAAUACAAGGCAGGCAAGAUUCCUGCAGUGAUAACUUUUUUUUGUUCAGAGUAUUUCUAUAUGAUUUCAAACUUGCAGUUAGCUUGCUGAAGAUAUGGAGAGAACUUGGGACAGUGUUUACAUCUAAAGUGUUCUCCAUGUUACAUACUUGGCCUGACUUACAGGUAUGGCAGCAGUCCUUUAACUAUGUCUAGAGCUGCCAGAGGAAUGUAAGGCUUUAAAGUUUACAUGGGAGGACGAAAAUCACAUGGAGAAGUGAGGGGAUGCCAUGGUUAAAAAAUGAAUUGUGUACUGUGUGCCUAUAUGCACAUAAUCAUUCUGUCCCUUCUACAUGAUUUCUAACUUCUUGUAAUAUUGGCGUGACAUAGGGAAAUAACAAAUACAUUGCAUAUCUAAUGUAGUUAUUGGGUUUUUGUAAUACUUAGCACUGAAAGAAUCAGUACCUAUGCUUUGCCUCUGAGAGAUGUGUGUUUCUGAACUGCUUGCAUAAGUUAUGAAGCAAGCACUUUUCUGUGUGGUAAAGCUGUUUAAUCUCCCUUACAGAGCUUGUGCUUUGAAUUAGAUAACAGUCAUCACCCUAUUUGAAUGUUUGGUACUUUGACCUCAGCACAGAAAGUAGUCUUUAAAGUAUUCGGUAGAGGCAGGAAUAUUGAAUGAGAACUCUGUCUUGUUCUCUAUUGUCUCUUCAGCUAUGUCUUACAUCGUAGUCCUUUGUAGCAUGAGGGAAUUAAUAUAUCUUACAUAGUACUAAAUAGUUUGGGAAUGGCAUAACUCCACUAUUGAAAAUUAAAUGCUAACUUUAAGAAAGGCUUAACUUCAGCUUUUUAGGUUUUAUGUUGUACUCUUCAGAAGAAAACUUCAAAGAGGCUAGCAUUCUCUGAGAUACGGUCUUUUAAAAACCCAUUAAAAAUAAAUCCAAUAGUCCAGUUAUAUCUUGCUAAGAGUUUUCAAAGCUGUUAGUAAGGAUGAGAUCUGAAUUAAUGUGAUCUAUUUGGGGACCAAAUCAGACAUGGUGGGAACUAUAAUUUAUGUGUCUACCGCACUGUCAUAUAAAGUUGAGGGUCCUUAACAGUAAAUGGCGUCCAUGGGAGACUGACUGACUAACUGACUUUCUCAUGUACCUCACCUCCCUGUAUUCAGUUGCUUCAGACACUUCCCUGUUUCUAGCUCCAGUACCAGAAGUGGAUCAUUAAUGGAAAAAAAUGGUUGGCAAAAUGAACUGAGAGGAAAUAAGGCACAGGAGGAGGGUAAGGGUGCAGUGUUCUUGCUGCAAGACCUGAGUCCCAUCCCCAUUUUAUAUGGGAAUGGAGCUGACAAGUAGGAAGUAUCUUCUACUGUCAAAUAUAGCUUGACUCUUAACAAAUGCUCUCAUUGUGUUCAGAAUAACUUCCCCAACCUGAAGCUUGAUUAGCUGUUGAAAAAGAAACAUCUUGUUGUGUUGAGUUCUCAUGUUUUUUAUGUGGAGUUCAUUGGAGUUGUUGUCUUUGUCACAUUUUCAUUAGCUUUGUCCUUGAUAACACUGACUUUUUAAGCAAUGCAAAGAAGCCGUUUACCUGAGAGCCUUAGCGGUCCUCAUAUGUCCAAGUGUGUGUAAUAGUGGAUAUUUUUUCAGAUAGUUCUGCUACAUUUUUUUAAAAAAUGUUUAAACUUCAGACUUGCCAAAUUUUCAAUUGUGCUUGAUUUUGUUUGUAGAGCCAGAAUGAAGACUGGGGAGGUUUGUCUGAGGAUAUCUUAUGA
This is a messenger RNA of Podarcis lilfordi (Lilford's wall lizard), 13123 nucleotides long. The record is from the annotation of a GenBank genome assembly. Lineage: Eukaryota; Metazoa; Chordata; Lepidosauria; Squamata; Lacertidae.